This is a messenger RNA of Lindgomyces ingoldianus, 1118 nucleotides long. Its product is annotated as alpha/beta-hydrolase. The record is from RefSeq and is a predicted model, not a curated record. Bases 99 to 1070 code for a protein of 323 amino acids. NCBI's taxonomy places the organism in Eukaryota, Fungi, Ascomycota, Dothideomycetes, Pleosporales, Lindgomycetaceae. The transcript has a single exon. Gene Ontology annotation, biological process: protein depalmitoylation. Gene Ontology annotation, cellular component: cytoplasm. Gene Ontology annotation, molecular function: carboxylic ester hydrolase activity; palmitoyl-(protein) hydrolase activity.
CUAAACCCUUCUUUAACUAGAAUUUUCAAUAUUCUAUUCGUUCUGAGGCACGGAGAACGAUAUCAUUAAUACCACCUUCGGAGCACAAGGUUCGAUUCAUGGCUUCUUCAACCCCCUCUAAAACAUCAGCCUAUCCACAACCCAUAACAAUACUCCCUAAACAAACUCACAAAUCUACUAUGAUCAUCCUCCACGGUCGCGGCUCCACAGCCUCUAAAUUCGCCUCGCCUUUCCUCUCGCAUCCAGUAACCCCACUCCCAAACACUCCCUUCCCCUCUCCAUCACAACCUUUCCAAUCUCAUUUCCCACACACUAAAUUUAUUUUCCCUACUGCAUCACUGCGGCGCGCCGUCGUUUACAAACGCAGCCUCACCCACCAAUGGUUCGAUAUGUGGGAAAUCGCUACACAUUCGCCGGAGUAUCGGGAGGGACUGAGUGUGCUGGGUUUGCGGGAGAGUGCGGGAUAUUUGCAGGGAUUGCUGGAAGAGGCGGUGAGGGAGGUUGGGGGAGGGAAUGUAGUGCUUGUGGGAUUGAGUCAAGGUUGUGCGGUUGGGUUAGUGACGUUGAUGCUGUGGGAUAGAGAGGCUAAGGCAGAGAGGAGGACGGAGGGUAUUGCGGGCUUUGCGGGGAUGUGUGGCUGGCUGCCUUUUCGGAAGGGGAUGUUGCAGGCACUAGACGAUGAUGAGGAAGGGAAAGAGGACACUGGGGACGAUUUCCUAUUUGAGAGGAGUGAGGACGAAGGGAAGGAGAAGAAAAGCAAUCUUGAACGAGUGGUAGAGUGGCUUCGAGAAGAACUGGAAAUGAAUGCUCCUGUCUCCCGAUAUGGUGAAGAAAUUACAGUGAAAAAUAUCCCAGUGUUCAUGGGCCAUGGGACGGAGGAUGAGAAGGUGCAAUGCGACUUAGGGAAGAAGGCGACUGAAUUUCUGAAAAAGGUUGGCGUAAAUGUAAGUUGGAAGCAAUAUUCAGAGCUUGGGCAUUGGUAUUCGGCAGACAUGUUGAGAGAUUUGGUGGAGUUUGUAAAGGGGUUGGAUGGAUGGAACCAUGGUCAAGAGAUAACCGCCAGGGGAUAGUAGAUGACUAGAAUAUGGACGUCAGCUCUAAUGCCGCGAAUAAAAUUG